Messenger RNA from Soboliphyme baturini, 786 nucleotides. The record is from the annotation of a GenBank genome assembly. Lineage: Eukaryota; Metazoa; Nematoda; Enoplea; Dioctophymatida; Soboliphymatidae.
AUGAAUUCUGAAGAACCAAUGGAGCAGUCCAGUACUGCCAAAGCAGUGCACAGUUUUACAAAACAGAAGUCAUUUAAUGACUCCCGUCCUGGCAUUAGCUCGGUUGCCACCGCCGGACAGGUCACGGUCGUGGUCAAUAGUCGACAAAAGGGCAACCCAGUGUUGCGUUAUGUGCGCAACGUCGCUUGGGAGUACGGCGAAACGCCGGCUGACUACGUGAUGGGUAAGUCGUGUUGCGGCCUGUUCCUCAGUUUGAAGUUUCACAAGCUCCACCCGAGUUACAUUCACGAACGAAUGAAGGAAGUCGGCCGAAAAUACGCUGUGCAGAUGCUUUUGGUGCAGGUAGAUCUCAAGGAGCCGCAGCACAUUCUGAGGGAGUUGAAUUCUGUAUGCUUUUUGGCAAGUUGGACCUUAAUUUUGGCGUGGUCACCAGAGGAGGUUGCCGAGUACAUCGAAGCAUACAAAAUCUACGAAACCAAGUCUUCCGAUUUUUUGGUGAAAAAGGUCGAAUAUGCCGACGGCAGAGCUCGUCUCGUUGACCUCCUUACUUCCAUUAAGUCAAUUUCCAACUCUGACGCCCAAGCAAUGAUCACGACUUUUGGUUCACUGAAGAACAUUGCCCAAGCAUCGGUCGAGGAGUUAGCAUUAUGCCCCGGAAUGGGACUGAAAAAGGCCAAGAAAUUGUACGAGGCUAUGAAUCGUGAAUUUUGUGCUCAGCGUGAUGAUGUUACUGGAGACGGAGACCCUGCUCCAGUAGACAUGUUUGCGGAUGAUGCUCAGGAAUGA